UAUUUUAUACUGCGAGCCGUGGAUAAGGAGGGAAAAGAGAAGCGAGAGUGAGAAGCGGCAGCGGCAAUGGCGGCGCCUCCCUUGCUGAGCCACAGGCUGCUCUUCCUCUCCUUCCCCAACACGCCGGCGCCACAGCUCGCCCCCAAGCCGGCCUCCUCCUCCUCCUCCACCGUUCGCGCCGCUUCCAACGCCCCACCUCCUCGGGACGGCGCCGGGCCCGCCGCACCCUCCCGUGGGGACCGCUUCCUCGGGAGCCAGCUCGCCGCCGAGGCUGCCGCCCGCGUCCUCGCGCCGGAGGACGCCGAGAGGCGCCGCCGCCGCCGGGAGAAGCGCAAGGCCCUCGCGCGUAAGCCCUCCGGCGCCGCCUGCUACGGCUGCGGCGCGCCGCUGCAGACGGCCGAGGAGGCCGCGCCCGGCUACGUCGACCCGGCCACCUACGAGCUGAAGAAGAGGCAUCAUCAGCUCAGAACCGUGCUAUGUGGGAGAUGCAAGCUCCUGUCUCAUGGACACAUGGUGACUGCUGUCGGUGGCCAUGGGGGCUAUCCUGGAGGAAAGCAGUUUGUUUCUGCAGAGCAACUCAGGGAGAAGCUCUCCUACCUUCGUCAUGAGAAAGCUUUGAUUGUUAAGCUGGUUGACAUAGUUGACUUCAACGGAAGCUUCCUGGCACGUGUGCGUGAUUUUGCUGGUGCUAAUCCUAUUAUACUAGUGAUCACAAAGGUCGAUCUUCUUCCUAGAGAUACAGACUUGAAUUGCAUUGGCGACUGGGUUGUGGAGGCAAUUGUCAAGAAGAAGCUCAACGUACUUGGUGUCCAUUUGACAAGCUCAAAAUCACUGGUUGGCAUCACUGGGGUUAUAUCAGAGAUUCAACAGGAAAAAAAGGGCCGAGAUGUAUAUAUACUGGGUUCAGCAAAUGUGGGGAAAUCUGCAUUUAUCAGCGCUUUGUUAAGGACGAUGGCAUAUAAGGAUCCAGUGGCUGCUGCAGCACAAAAGUACAAGCCAAUACAAUCUGCUGUUCCUGGAACAACCCUUGGUCCUAUUCAGAUUGAUGCAUUUCUAGGAGGCGGGAAAUUAUAUGAUACGCCUGGAGUCCAUCUUCACCACCGUCAAGCAGCAGUUAUCCAUGCUGAUGAUCUGCCUUCUCUUGCACCACAAAGUCGUUUAAGGGCACGGUGUUUCCCUGCUAAUGAUACAGAUGUUGGAUUGAGUGGGAAUUCGUUAUUCUGGGGUGGACUAGUCCGUAUUGAUGUUGUCAAGGCUCUUCCACGCACACGAUUGACAUUCUAUGGUCCCAAGAAACUAAAGAUUAAUAUGGUCCCGACCACAGAGGCAGAUGAGUUUUACAAGAGCGAAGUUGGAGUUACAUUGACUCCCCCAUCUGGCAAAGAGAAAGCUGAAGGAUGGGUUGGCCUUCAGGGUGUGCGUGAGCUGCAGAUAAAAUAUGAAGAACUUGAUAGACCUGCUUGUGACAUUGCAAUUUCUGGGCUCGGGUGGAUCGCGGUUGAGCCGCUUGGCGUGCCAUCAAGCAAUUCAGAUGAGAGUGCUGAGGAAGAAGACAAUGAGAGCGGCGAACUGCAUUUGACAGUACAUGUUCCCAAGCCUGUUGAGAUCUUUGUCCGACCUCCAUUGCCGGUUGGUAAAGCAGCAUCGCAAUGGUAUAGAUACCAGGAGUUGACGGAGGAAGAAGAGGAGUUGAGACCAAAAUGGCAUUACUGAUGCUGCAUUUGUUUACCUACAACAACAGCAUUUGUGUAUUCGUGUAGUCCAAAUAGAGCGGAGUUGUCAGAUGAGGUGAUAGCGAUGACAGUUUUAGGAUAAAGUGGUUGAAAGUUUUAAGUGAUUCUGGAAUAAUAUUUUGUCACUUUCAAGAAAAUGGAAGGAAAUCUUGGAUGAUCAUCUCCCUAAACAUAUAUACCAUAUUCUGAAUUUCUAAUGCCUAAAUAAUUCCAUAUGU
Messenger RNA from Oryza brachyantha (malo sina), 1951 nucleotides. RefSeq names its product putative nitric oxide synthase. The coding region runs from base 67 to 1713 and encodes 548 amino acids. NCBI's taxonomy places the organism in Eukaryota, Viridiplantae, Streptophyta, Magnoliopsida, Poales, Poaceae. The record is from RefSeq and is a predicted model, not a curated record. The transcript has 13 exons. Gene Ontology annotation, molecular function: GTP binding; GTPase activity.